Molecule: messenger RNA, 183 nt
Organism: Penicillium vulpinum
Lineage: Eukaryota; Fungi; Ascomycota; Eurotiomycetes; Eurotiales; Aspergillaceae
Exons: 2
Coding region: 1-183 (60 amino acids)
Source: RefSeq, a predicted model, not a curated record
AUGUCUACUGCCAAGAGCCCGACGCUUGUCAGACUGCCUAAGCUCGUUUUAGGUGAUCCAUUCGAUCCACCGGACUUGGAUCUCCAACAGGGAACCGAGAAUAACACUACUCGGCCGCUCGUCCGGGCUAUCUACCGGAACUUGUGUACCAAGGGUUGUGCAUUGAUAGAAACCGGACACUAA